This is a messenger RNA of Aspergillus brunneoviolaceus CBS 621.78, 1053 nucleotides long. Its product is annotated as NADP-dependent oxidoreductase. The transcript has a single exon. The record is from RefSeq and is a predicted model, not a curated record. Gene Ontology annotation, molecular function: oxidoreductase activity. The annotation marks the transcript as partial. Lineage: Eukaryota; Fungi; Ascomycota; Eurotiomycetes; Eurotiales; Aspergillaceae.
UCCCCCACAAACCCAGCCCCGGCCUCCGCCCUCCACCUGGACCGGCAAAUCCCCAUCCCCAAACCCUCUCGACCGGGCGAGCUCCUCAUCCGCGUUCACGCCACAACCAUAGUCCGGGACAUGCUCACCUGGCCCGAGACCUACCACCACGACUACGCCAUCCCCGGCAACGAUCUCGCCGGCACCGUCAUAGAAGUCUUCGACAGCAGCAGCAGCGCCUUCCACCCCGGCGACGAGGUCCUCGGCAUGGCGCACGCCGACCGCGCCGCCACCUGGGCGGAGUAUACCGUCGUCAGCGCCGAAGAAAUCACGCACAAGCCCGCCGGACUGAGCUGGGAGGCAGCGGCGGGGUUACCGCUGAGUGCGCUGACGGCGUACGAGGCGCUGUUCGUGCAUUCCGGCGUGAUUGCGCUGCCUUCGAUCGAAGAUGCUGCACAGAAUAUCAUGGACAAGAAGCGGAGAAAAUCAUCCAACUUCCACUCAGCCCAGUCCGUCUCACAGGAAGAUGAGCUGGAUGCUCCACAAAUCAGGAUCUUGAUAACAGGCGCCGCCGGCGCCGUGGGGAUUCAUCUGGUGCAGCUUGCUUCCGCUGUGAAGGAGUGCCACGUCGUCGCUGCGACGAGCUCGGAUGUCCGGAACGGGGAGUUCCUGCGCGGGCUGGGGGCGGAUGAGACGGUUGAAUAUGCGGAUCUGGAGACAGCCACAAAGCAGCGGCAGUCGCAGGCGGGGUUUGAUGCCGUGGUUGAUGCGGUGGGCGGGGAGGUGUUGGCGCGAUGCUGGGGGUGUGUUAGGGAAGGCGGGGUGCUGAUUUCGGUGGAUUCGGGCAGCUUUGAUUUUGUGGAACGGCAUAAGGAGCGUGGGAUAUGGAGGGGGGAUGUUCGUGCGCUGUUCUUCGUUGUGGCUGGGGGUGGGGAGGAGUUGCGCUGGCUGGCGGGGUUGGCGGGGGCCGGGGCGUUGGGGUCGAUGGUGAAUCGGACAUAUCCGUUUGAGAGGGUGCGGGAGGCUUAUGAGUUCGCUAAUGGAAGGUAUGAGGGGAGGGGGAAGGUGGUUCUU